GUAGGCUAGCAGCUUACGAUUCAGUUAGCAACAUGAAGUGGUACUAUCUAAUACUGAUGCUUAUAACAGUCAGCUGUAAAGAGAAUGAUAUAUGUCCAACCUGGUUUCAUCUAUCUCCUAACUCGUCUGAUUGUGAAUGUGGGAGCAGUCUCAAAGGAGCAAUUGAAUGUAACAACGCCACAAAAGAGCAGACUGGAGUUGGCUCAUAGGAUGUGGCUCUCACUCUUUCAUCGGUCACCAAACAAUGGAGUCUCAUUCAGCGACAUACCACACAGACUGGAGGACUCUAAUGCUUAUCAAACACUUCAAUAGCCCAUACUUUAAUGUUGUUACUGUUUUUUCUUAUGGGACAACUGUAAAAUAGCAACUGUGUGCUAGUAAGUUUUGAGCUCUUUCUUGUGGAAUGAUUUCGAA
Messenger RNA from Geodia barretti, 414 nucleotides. NCBI's taxonomy places the organism in Eukaryota, Metazoa, Porifera, Demospongiae, Tetractinellida, Geodiidae. The record is from the annotation of a GenBank genome assembly.